Messenger RNA from Rotaria sp. Silwood2, 1521 nucleotides. Lineage: Eukaryota; Metazoa; Rotifera; Eurotatoria; Philodinida; Philodinidae. The record is from the annotation of a GenBank genome assembly.
AUGUUAACAGUUCAACAAUGGUUAAAACAAUAUGUUCGGGAUGUAUUAGAUGAAUCUGAUGAAAUUUUACAUGUUGAAUAUCAAUUAAUUUAUACUGUCGGUGGCCAAGAACAAGGUGAUGGAGAUGCAGAACGUUGGAAAGGUGUGGCUACUAAUACUAACAAUAAUCGUGUACGUCACACGAGUGUCGAUGGUGUUCCUCUACCUGCUUCGUUUGCCUCCCAUUAUUCAAUCAGUCAUGGUGUUCCUUUAAAUGAGAACGCACUCAAUUCGUUUUACAGUGCAUUCCAAUGUGUUGGUGGGAAUCCUGGUGAUUUUCAUACAGAAAAUGGUUGGCCUGAUAGGCAAUGUAUAUUCCAUAAUGUUUGUUUACGUCAGAGCGGUGCAAAUUCAAAGUAUAUCAUUGAUUAUUUCUAUCCUUCGUCAAUUAAAUCUAUGAGUUCAACUUUGAUUCGUUGGAACAAUACAAUAAUAGGUCUGCGUCAUGGUGCUGGUCAAUUUUCAAAUGAUGCGAGGAUGGCUCAAGUGCAACUAGUUCCAUUGAAUCAUUUGGAUCGAACCGAUUCCAACAGUAAUCUUAGCUUUCUGGAUGAAACCUAUUUGAUUUACCAGAUCUUGCCUGAUAGUGAUAUGAAUUUUGGCCAUGUGAUAUUUGAUGAUGCUUUUGGUUUGUAUGCGAAUUUGAGACAAUUUCGAGCUACUCGAUAUAAUUCACCCAACAAAAAUCAUGUGCUAGUAUUCAAAUCAUGUUCACAAUUCGAAGGCCAUUUGAAUGAACUGUGUCUUAAAUUUACUGAAGGAAUUUUUCCAGUCAUUACAUCACAUCCAGUUCGUUCAAUCAAUUCAUUAUUCAAUUCAUCAUUGAAUUCCAAUCGCACUUGUUUUCGAGAGUUGGUUGCCGGUCAUAGCCCUUCGGGUGCAGUCGGCUGGGGCCCAAAAAAUUUCAAUCGGGCCCAAAUUUUCUCUGAGUUUCGCUCGGAUCUCCUCUUAAAUCAUGGAAUCAAUCCGAACAAAUUUCCACAACAGCAUCAUAUUUUACUUGUCAAUAAAAAUGGCAGGCGAAAAUUUAAUAAUCUGAAUGAGAUCUACAAAACGAUUGUAUCCACUCCUCGAUAUGCCGGCAUCAAGAUUACAAUUGCAAAUGAUUUUAAAGAUUCAACAAUUACUCAACAGUUGGAGUUAUUUCAGACAGUUACUAUUGUAAUAUCCCCUUGUGGAGGCAUAUCCCUCUUAUUUUUUUGGCUUCCUCCACAAUAUACGUUAAUUGUCUCAAGCUUUCUUGUCCCCACGACAAACGGUUAUCUUUCAGGCCGCAUGGAAUCUCAACUAUGGGACUAUCAAUCUCACAUGCACGUAAUUCAUUAUCCAGUCGAUUCUCUUGAUGAAUUCACGAUGCCAGCACAGUAUAAAAAAACCGAUUGGGUGGCUCUUCGUAAUUAUGCAGAUCUCACGCUAAAGCCUGAAAAAUUAUUUCCGCUUAUCGAUCAAGCGAUUGUGACUGCUGCACUGAAAACUAGUUAA